Dermatophagoides farinae (American house dust mite) is the source of this 2080-nucleotide messenger RNA. RefSeq names its product fatty acyl-CoA hydrolase precursor, medium chain. Gene Ontology annotation, biological process: acetylcholine catabolic process; choline metabolic process. Gene Ontology annotation, molecular function: acetylcholinesterase activity. Gene Ontology annotation, cellular component: plasma membrane. The record is from RefSeq and is a predicted model, not a curated record. Lineage: Eukaryota; Metazoa; Arthropoda; Arachnida; Sarcoptiformes; Pyroglyphidae.
CAAGGUUUUUUUUUUUUGCUGUUGAGCUAUUGGUAACAAAAUAAAGAUAAAGGAAAUUGUGUAGACAUCCGAAAAUUAUUUCCCUUUUGUCAUCAUAUUUCAUAUAAAAAUGCAAUUAAUCGAAGACCAGCAUGGAAAUAAUUACAACAGCAACAAAAUUUGUUACAUUUUACAAUGACUGUUAACAAUGAUUUUCUAUUUGUUAUUGUUAUCAUUAUUAAUGGUGUUAUUAUCAACAACAGUAAAUUCAUCCAUAACAUGGGAACAAUGGUCAAAGAAUCAGAAUAUUAAAAGUGGAAAUAACUGGAACAAUAACAACAACAACUGGAAGAUUAUCGACAACAAUAAACACAACAACAACAGAAGCAUUUAUUCGUGGACAUCAUUACCAGAUCGAAUUGUAUCGUUAAAAAAUGGUGCACGUGUUCGUGGUAAAAUUGAUACAAGCGCAUCAAACAAGGGAAUGUAUUUUUUCAAAUCAAUCCGUUUUGGCGAAGUACCCGUAAGAUUUGGCUUACCAAAAAUGGCCCGGCCAUGGUCAGGUAUUUAUGAUGCUACAUUUAGCCGUGGUGGCUGUGCACAAGGUCUACCAUUCGUAUCGAAAGCUGAAGACUGUCUUUUCAUCAAUAUCUGGCAACCAUUUGAUACAAAGGAUCAUAAUUUUGAAUUGAAACCGGUUAUUGUAUAUUUUUUUGGUGGUGGAUUCAAUUUUGGAAAUAUAAAUAUACUUUCUACGCAACUUUUCGAUGGUGGUCGUAUUGCUGAUUUAGGUGAUUGUGUAUUUGCAACUGUUCAAUAUAGACUUGGUGCAUUCGGUUUCCUAUACACAGGAACGGAUCGUGCACCUGGUAAUCAAGGUGUUCAUGAUAUUAUACUGUCUUUACGUUGGAUACAAGAGAAUAUUGAUCGUUUUGGUGGUGAUCCACGAAACGUUACAGUAUUUGGUCAAUCAGCUGGUUCGAUGAGUAUCUCGGCUAUGAUUAUUUCACCAUUAGCACGUGGUUUGUUUCAUCGUGCAAUCAUGAGAUCUGGUUCAAUCAAUGAAUAUCUAGCAUAUUCACCGGAGAAUUCAUUAAAAAAUUCGAUAAAUUUUGCCAAAAGAAUGAAAUGUCCCAUACAUAAUAUAGACAUUAUGGUAGAUUGUUUACAGAACAAAAGCGUGGAAGAAUUAACAUUCAAAACAUUAUCAUUCAAUCUUCCGGCUAUAUUUGAAGGCAAACAAAUGUUCAUUAUGUAUGGCGAUAAAGGCGGUAUAUUGCCUGAAAGACCAAGUAAAAUGUUAGCAAAAGGAAUUUAUAAUCCAGUCGAUUUGAUUAGCGGUUUUACAUAUGGUGAAUUAGGUACAAUAACAACAUAUAUGUUGCCUGAACUUAUAAAUGGUAUACGUAAAUUUACAUAUGAUGAUAUGAAAAGAUUAUUCCGAAAAUCAUUAAUGGCAGUGCAAGGACCACCGGAUUAUAUACGUCAUAUUUUCAAUUUUUAUACAAAAAAUCUUCGUGAAUAUCCAGCCAAUACAGAAUUACGUCGUACACUUGUUGAUACAUUAUCUGAUGGCAUAAUGAUUUGUCCAACAUAUCUUUUUACGUUGAAAUAUGCACAAAUGUUGUCAAGAAAUUCAUCAAAUACAAAUCGUGUUUAUUCAUAUCGAUAUGAUCAUUUUUCGCCAUAUAUGAUGUUAUUAUUAUGUUUUCGUUGGAUGGGACCAUGUCAUGAAGAUGAUGUACCAAUCAUGUUUGGUAUAGCUGCAUCGCCAAAUCUAUUGCCAAUAAUAUUUACAUCAAUUGAUACAAAAAUUAGCAAACAAAUCAUACGAACAUGGGUAAAUUUUGCUCGCCAUGGUAAACCGGGUGCCCAUUUAGAUGGAUUAGAAUGGCCAGAAUUUCGUUCAACAAAUCAACGUAUCGGUGAUAAUAAAACACAAAUUGCAUGGAAACAGAUGAUUAUUGAUCAACCAUAUCGUAUAACUAUUAAUUCAAAUUUUUAUCGAUGUAAAUUCUGGGAACCAGUAUUAUUUCCCGAUAAUCCUGAUGAUUAUGAUGUUUGAAUUAUGAAUAAAAUUUCAAUUAAUAUUAAUUAAAUU